Molecule: messenger RNA, 3301 nt
Organism: Drosophila kikkawai
Lineage: Eukaryota; Metazoa; Arthropoda; Insecta; Diptera; Drosophilidae
Gene: Ctl2
Product: Choline transporter-like 2
Biological process (GO): transmembrane transport
Molecular function (GO): transmembrane transporter activity
Source: RefSeq, a predicted model, not a curated record
UGCACAGCUGUUCGCACUCUGAUGGAGGUGGGAGGUGGGGCAAUUUUGGGGCAGUAUUGUUUUGUGUGUGGAUCCGUUUACUUCGAUAAAGGCGAGUGCUGAUGUUGGCCUACAAUUAGCGUAAGUGCAACGCCCCCCUGCCCGCCCGUACAUAUAUAAUUUGGAUAUAUGUAUUUAUGUUAUUCGAGUGCAAGUGACCGAAGCCACGACAACCAAAGAGCAACGCACGCACGGAGUUUCCAACAAAGGCUGCCCGCUUUAGUGGUCCGGUGACUUUCGCCGGAGAGGUUACUCCGUUUGCCAGUUACUCCCCACCCAUAGCCACAUUCCCACCCGCACCCACAUCCGAGGGCCUCGUUCGGAUGGCAAGACAAUAAAGGAGCACAAAGAAAUCAGACUGAGAGUAGAGCUCCUUUGUCGCAUCUCUGGAAGAAUCAUUUGCCAGUGAACCAUCGCAGUGAAAAGCAAUGACGGAGAGCGAGGAGUUGAUGAACAAGUACGGCGAGCCUUUGCGCUACGACCGCAACUUCACGGGACCACGGCAGCGGGAUAGGAGCUGUACUGAUGUGCCCUGCCUGCUGCUCUUCGCCCUCUUUCUAGCCGGAUGGGGCUUCAUAGCGCAGUACGCCAUCAAACAUGGCGAUCUCAACAAGCUGAUGGUGCCCUCGGACUCAUUUAACCGCAAGUGCGGCAUCGACUCCGGUGUGCUGAACAAGAAGAACCUCUUCUUCUUCAAUCUGGAGCAGUGCAUUGAUCCCUUAGUUCCCCUUACGGGCUGUCCCACACCCCAGGUGUGUGUGGAGAAGUGUCCCAGCCAGACGUUCGUCUGGGACACAAUGAAGAACUCGUUGAGCUUUGAGGAUCUACACAGUCGACUCAUCUGCCUGACGGAGGAGACCAAGGCGCAGAUUCGCAACAAGGAGCAAAUGAACAAUGCCAUCCAGAAUAACUUGUGCGCCCGAUGGUACAUCAAGAGUGCUGCCUUCCUCAACCGCUGUCUCUUCGAGUUCUCACCACAGGUGUGCGAGUAUAUUCCAGCUUUUCUUUUGAGAAGCGGACGCUCGCGAAGGGAGCUGACGCUGCUGCCUGGAAAUGCCACCACUGAAGUCGAGCUGGAGGCCAAGGCCAUGGCGCUUAGCAUGGCGGAGGCACAAUCUCUAGUCGCGCAACAGGGAAAUUCAAAGCAAUCCCCGGUGGAGGAGGAGCCGGCCACUCAAUGUCGACGCACACUGAACGAGGCUGUGAUAAAGGAGAAGAUGAUGCAAACCGACACCCGGCUAGCCAAGAUGGUGGGCAACCUGGUGGCCCAUUUCUAUAAUGGUACCCACGACGCCCAGCGGUUGGGCGAGGAGAUAGUUGAGGAUCUGGUCAACUCCUGGUCAAUAGUGCUAGUGGCGUGCUUUUGCACGUUGAUUGCCUCUCUGAUCUUCAUAGCUCUGAUGCGAUGGCUCUCGGCUCCGAUCCUCUGGUUCUCAAUCUUCGGCGUGCUCAUUGGCCUCCUGGUAGGCAUCUACUACACCGUGAGGCAGUACAUAUUCUGGGAGAAGACGCCCACGGUGACGGUGCAUGGCUUGAACCUGCAUUCCACGGUUAAAAAUGUGCUCCAGAACCAGAAGACCUGGCUCUACCUGUCCAUCUUCGUGGCCGUGUGCUUCGUGGUUAUCCUGCUGCUGGUCAUUGUGCUGAGGAAACGCAUCCGGAUAGCCAUUGCGUUAACGAAGGAGGGUAGCAAAGCGGUGAGCAGUGUGAUCAGCACCGUUUUCUUCCCCAUCUUCUCCUGGGUACUCUUUAUAGCGGCGAUUGCGUUCGCCGUCGGUGUGGGCUUGUACCUAGGCUCCAUCGGUCAGGCGUCCUUCCGGAUGGUGCGUCAGUUGACAGCUGAUGGUGAAGUGACCAAUGAGCCGUGCGUCUGCGAAGGUCCAGCCAUCAACUAUACCAUCGGGGGAUCCUGCAAUCCGGAGGUUUUCCAGCAGCAUUGCUACAAUCAGCAGGCCUCGACUUCAGGUUUUUUCCAGCAAUCGCAGCGAGUUGCCUGCUCGAAGACCACAUGCAGCUUCGAUACGAUUGAAAAUCCGCCACUGAUUAAGUGGGCCAUCUUCUACAACGUCUUUGGAUUCCUCUGGCUAAGUUUCUUCAUCUCGGCCUUCAGUGACAUGGUUCUAGCAGCCACCUUUGCCCGCUGGUAUUGGACCUUCAAGAAGCGAGACGUUCCCUACUUUACGCUAACACGAGCCUUUUGCCAAACUGCCUUCUACCACCUGGGAACGGUUGCUUUUGGCUCGCUGAUCCUGGCCAUCUGCCGAUUGAUUCGCCUGGUGCUGGAGUACAUCGAUAGCAAGCUGAAGAAGUACGACAAUUCGGUGACGCGGGCCAUCCUCUGCUGCAUGCGCUGUUUCUUCUGGCUGUUGGAGACCUUCCUGAAGUUCCUCAACCGGAAUGCCUACAUCAUGUGCGCCAUUCACGGCAAGAACUUCUGUAGCAGUGCCAAGGACGCGUUUAACCUAAUUAUGCGAAACUUUUUGCGCGUGGUCACGCUAGACAAGGUCACGGACUUUUUGUUCUUCUUGUCGAAACUGCUGCUUACCGCCGGAGCGGGGGUGUCCACCUACUAUUUCCUGGUCAAUAAUCCUGCCAUCAUUCAGCUACAUCAUAAUGCGGUGCCCACGACCGUGGUGGUAAUUGCCGCCUUCCUCAUUACGAGCGUGUUUUUCGGUGUCUACUCCACGGCCGUGGAUACACUGUUCCUUUGCUUCCUGGAGGACUGCGAGCGGAACGAUGGUUCACCGGAGAAGCCCUUCUUCAUGUCCAAACAACUCAUGAAGAUACUGGGCAAGAAGAACAACCUUCCACCGCGCCAGCGACGCGGAAAGUAAGAAUUUACCCCGGGAAACGGCAGUGCAAAUUAUCAGUUAAUUGAAAAAAAGAUUUACCUACUUACGAUAUACAUAUUUAUGUGUAAUAUAACCCAAAAUCGAUGGGGUUGUGAGCGAGAUUGCUCAAGCUGUAGGUUGCAAUAGAGAUUGCAUGAAAUGCAAGCAGCUUUAAGCCAAUACUCUUAAACUUUAACGGUAAAGCUAAUGUAUAUAAUACGCCAGUAAUUAUAAUCAUUUUUUUGCGGCAAGGCCUGUGCGAUCGAAGGGACAUGUGAUAGGCGCCAACCCAUAAAGACCAAAAGCAAUACAAAACAAUAAAUUGUAUACAGAGACACGAAAGUACAUAUCUCAUCUUGUUUUGUUUAAACCUUAAACUAUUAUCUCAAUUAUUAUUUUUCGAAUUUAAUAAAAAAUGAAUUCCAUUAAAA